AAUUAGCAUAAACUCCGUCGUCGAUCCGGUCUCGACCUCUCUCUCUCUCUCUUUCCUCCCCGUUUCUUGUCCUCCGAAUCAGAUCGAAACAGACAGCGGCCACCACAUUCUUCCAGGUUCCAAUCUUUGAUUAGUUGGUUGCGUCUCUAGGCUGCAGCAACACGAGGUGAUCGAUCGAUGAGCUACUACAAUCCUCACGCCCAUGUCGGCGUCCCCCCGCCACAAGGAUACCCGCCGCCGCCGAUGGAUGCCUACGGGAAGGCCGGCGGCGUCGACGAUCACCACCUCCACCACCAACAUCAUCAGUACCCGCCGCAGCCGCCGCCGCCGAUGGAUGCCUACGGGAAGGCCGUUGGCGUCGACGACCACCACCUCCACCACCAACACCAUCAGUACCCGCCGCAGGCGCCGCCGCCGAUGGGGUACCCGGGGGCGCACCCGUACCCUCCUCCGCCACAGCCGUACGGAUACCCGCCGCCGCAGAUGUACCCGCCGCCGUACGCGCAGCCGCCGCCGCCCCCGCCGCACCGGCACGAGCGCCCCUCGUUCUGCCAGGGAUGCCUCGCGGCCCUUUGUUGCUGCUGCCUCCUGGACGUAUGCUUCUGACGACGAGGAGAGACGAUCGAAUUACCGAAUGCAAAGCCCUGCUAAAAUGGCGUGCUCGGAGGGAAUCUACACGACGACGUACGUGGAUGGUCCUUUCUACGUCAUCGCAGGCUAGACUCUGGUUGGGUAGUACACUUGAAUAGAUUGUAGCUGUCGAGGUGCAUGUAUAAGUGGACAUCUGGUUGUGUAACUUGUGCGUGACUAUAUGUUGUCUGGCUGGGAUGAUCGAAGAAGAUUACUCAAAUUCUGCUCCGGUGAAAACUUCAUUGUUGUUACUUAGGUAUUCGAUCGCAUUUCUUCUUGUUUCCUGGAAAACGAACUGUGUGUAUAAGCCCGUCUUUUUUUUUUAA
Oryza sativa Japonica Group (Japanese rice) is the source of this 956-nucleotide messenger RNA. Its product is annotated as cysteine-rich and transmembrane domain-containing protein WIH2. The record is from RefSeq and is a predicted model, not a curated record. NCBI's taxonomy places the organism in Eukaryota, Viridiplantae, Streptophyta, Magnoliopsida, Poales, Poaceae.